Messenger RNA from Cladocopium goreaui, 2386 nucleotides. The record is from the annotation of a GenBank genome assembly. NCBI's taxonomy places the organism in Eukaryota, Dinophyceae, Suessiales, Symbiodiniaceae.
AUGGCCGAGGACGCUCGCAAUGAAGCUGCUUCGACAAAGAAUGAAGUGGAGAGUUUCACAGCUGAAGCGAAAGAAACAUUCUUUCAGCUAGCAGCUGUCGGCCUGGAAACUGCUUCUGGAGUCCCUCCACUGAUCUUGGCAGCUUCUGCAGGUUUUCUGACCUUGGUUUUGGUUCUUUCACUUGGAAACUCCAAGCCGGCCAGUGUGAACACUCCUUCAAGGGCGACCUCUGCUCCUACCAUUGUUAGUGUCAAGAGCCCUCCACCAGUGGUGCCAUCGACUCCAGAGAUUGCACAGGCUCCAGAGGCUAAAUUGACAAGUGAGCCAUCAGUCCCCCCUGCGCCUCCCGCGCCAGUCUUGAAAUCAACUCCAUCACCAUGGGCUCGUGGCUUCACAAAUUCAGCAGCAAAUACCCUUCGGUCAAUCGCAGAUGGUUUGCCCGGAGCAGAACAAGCUGUUGAAGAUGAGUUGCCAGUGGUUCAGUCAGCCUUCCAGUGGGCUUCUGGUUUGAACUCCGACAAUGCGACCCAAAAAGUGGAAACUGAUGUGCUCCCGGCCGUUGGCAGGGCAGCUGAAGGAGCUAUCAGGCUUGGUCUCCAGGUAGGAGCCAGUGGUCUUGAAUUUGUGGGGCAGAACUUACCAGCAGCAAAUGAGGUGCUUGGAAAAGUGGUGGACACAGGCAUGCCAUAUGCCCAAUCCGCCUUACAUGAUGCUGCUGCCAAUGCAAGACGAUUGGCUGCUGAAGGUAUUUCCGUAGGAGAUGCAUCAAACCCGUAUUUACAGGGUGCUGCUUCGUCAGUCCCAGAGAUUUUGAAAGCCACAGCAGGUGCAUUAGAUGCUACCGCCGACAUGGCGCCAGCAGUGAAAUCAGCCGUUGGAUACGUGGCAAAUGCAGCAACUCCUGUCGCUCAGGCUUUUUUAUCAGCUGCUUCUGAUUUGGCAAGAGAUACCUCCGAAAUUCCUGCGAGCACAGUAGAAGGAGGUGUUGCAAAUGUGAUCGAAACAGCAAAAGCUGUUGCUCCUGAUGUUGCCAACAGUGCCAAGCAGGCUCUGAGCGCCGCCAUUCAGGUUUCCAAGGCGCCAGAAGUGACAACUGGCGCAACUAUGGAGCGCGCUUCCACUUGUCCGUUGGUUUUGGAUCAAAAUCAGUCUUGUUUCAAGAUGCGAUUUUACUGGAUCGUUGCUGCUUUCCUGCCAUGGUUGGUGCCUGGCAAGAAGCAAAAAACUGUAGUGGUUCGGCUGACUGAUGGGCAACCAGACUCCACCAAGAAAGAAAAGGCAUUUACGGAAUCUGUGAACAACUCACGAUUUGCCCUAGUCAACUUUAAUUCGUUUAGACCAUCUUGCAGCGAAUGCCAAGACUUGGAGACGUCAAUGAAAGAGGUGGCCAAGAGGUUCAGGAAGACAAAGAAGAAGAUCCUCUGCGCUAGUCUUGAUGGUGAACUAGCUGUCAACCAGAAGGUGAAGGAGGCGAACAAUGUAAGUAGCCUACCAACGCUGGUCUUCUACAGAAGCGGCUAUGCAAUAUCAAAGCAGGAAGGCUAUCAGAAUCCCGCCACGAUUGAAACAUGGGUGACCGGAGUUGCUGGCCCUGAAGUUGAAGAGUUUGAAACACAAGCGGCUUUUGACAAAGCUCUAAAAGCUCGCGAGUCGCAAGAAGUUGUAUUUGCAGCAAUUGGUGGUCCAAGACUAAAGGAGCUAUUGGAUAUGGUGGCUUUCAAGGGCCACAAAGAAGGUUGGGGUACCAAGAUUCGAUAUUUCUUCUGGUCAGAUGGCGGUAAGGGCAGGCCGUUUGCUGCCGUUUAUCGUGGUCUGAAUGAAAUGGAACACUUUGACGCCUCGGGUCAAGUUAGCACGGAGACCAUCGAGGAAUUCCUUAAAGAGCAAUAUGUGCCAACUUUCUCGCAGGUGACUGCGGCUGAUAUGAGCGGAAUGUUUGGUUCUGGUUCCAAGGGCAACGUCUUUGUUUGCUUUGAUCCAGCAAACUUCCAAGCUCAAGUUAAAAAGUACACCAGGGUUUUCAUCAAAGCUGCCAAGAAGUUUCGGGGCUAUGGAUUUUCGUACUUUGAUGCGAGUGACCAAUUCAGCGACCUCAUCAGCAUCAAGUGUCAGGACUUUCCAUCAGUAUCUUUCAAGCCGCUGAGAAAACCAUUCAAGUCCUACUUCAAAUCCUUUGCACACAUCGCCGACACGCUGAAUGAGAAGCACAUUAUUGAGUUCAUGAAAGAGUCCAUUGCAACUCACCGGGCUUUGGGAUCAGAGUUGUGAACAUCGCUUUUCCUCUGGGCAAAGUUCCCAAGAAGUCUGCAGUGCCACAGACACGGUUUGCUUCGAAGAAGCACUUCUGAUGACCAACUCUCAUCAACCGCUUCAGUGAAGUGUUUGG